Messenger RNA from Fonsecaea monophora, 738 nucleotides. RefSeq lists its product as hypothetical. The transcript has 10 exons. The record is from RefSeq and is a predicted model, not a curated record. Bases 1 to 738 code for a protein of 245 amino acids. Lineage: Eukaryota; Fungi; Ascomycota; Eurotiomycetes; Chaetothyriales; Herpotrichiellaceae.
AUGGUCAAAUACGCUCUUUUGCUCUGCACGGCAGUCGCAGUGACGGCCGUUGCAAUCCCAGCGCCCUUGAGGCCCAUUGCGGAAGUGAUGAAGAGAGGAGAGGACACUGCUGUUGAGUACUGGGACAAGCGAAGCGAGGAUACCGCCGUUGAGUAUUGGGAUAAGACCAAGAGAGCUGAGGAUACCGCGGUCGAGUACUGGGACAAGCGAAGCGAGGACACCGCCGUCGAGUACUGGGACAAGGCCAAACGAGGCGAGGACACUGCUGUCGAAUACUGGGACAAGGUCAAGCGCGGUGAGGACACUGCCGUCGAGUACUGGGACAAAGUCAAGCGUGGCGAGAACACUGCUGUAGAGUACUGGGACCGCAAGGCCAAACGUGGCGAAGAUACUGCUGUUGACCUCGUCACAAGAUACUGGGACCGCAAGGCCAAGCGUGGCGAAGACACUGCUGUCGAAUACUGGGACCGCAAGGCCAAAGCUAGACGCGGUGAGGACACUGCCGUCGAGUACUGGGACAAGCGCUCCCCCGACAGCGACACCGCUGUCGAAUAUUGGGACAAGAGAUCUCCUGACAGCAACACUGCUGUUGAAUACUGGGACAAACGAUCCCCUGAGAGCGACACCGCCGUUGAAUAUUGGGACAAGCGGUCUCCCGACAGCAACACCGCCGUCGAGUACUGGGACAAGAAGAUGGCCAAGCGCGACACCGACACCGCCGUCGAGUACUGGGACUAG